This is a messenger RNA of Prorocentrum cordatum, 1545 nucleotides long. Lineage: Eukaryota; Dinophyceae; Prorocentrales; Prorocentraceae. The record is from the annotation of a GenBank genome assembly.
AUGGAGCCGCCGGAGCGAUCGCCGUGGCUGCUGCUGUCCCCGCCAGAGGGCUGCCUGUGGCCCAGCGGCGGGCCGCCCACGACCUCCGUGCUGCUGCAGGCGCGCGGGGCGGAUGGGGCGCCCGGAUGUGGCAGUGCCGCGGUGUUUCGCGCCGUCGCGUUCAGCGGCGACGGGCGCACGUGCGCUGUGGUGGACGGCGAGGGCGGCCUCGUCCUGAUACACCUGGAGCAGAACCGCUUCGCGCGGUGCCCCGCGGUCGCUGGUGCCUCGUGCGCCGCGGCGGCUGCGGCGGGCUCGCCGGCUGCGCUCUGCUUUGCGCGCCGCCACCCAGCCGAGGCCGUGCUGCUCGGGGAGGAGAGCAGCGUGCGCGUGUUCGAUGUGGAGACAGGCCGCCCGGCCGCGCUCCUCGGCGGGCACCGCGGCUGGGUCCGGGCUGCCUGCGCGUCGGGGCCGCAGGCGCUGCUGGUGCUGACGCAGAGCGCGGACCUCACGAUUCUGUGGGACUCGGCCGGCUGGACCAGGCUGCGCUCGAUGCAGGCCGUCGCGGAGCCCGCGCGCGGCGCGUCGUUCAGCCUCUGUGGCCAGCUCUGCGGCGUGCUCUUCGGCGGGUCGCGCGUGGCGAUCUGGCGCUCCAGCGGGUUCGAGUUCGAGCGUGAGGUGGUGGCGCUGGACUCGCCAGGGCUGCAGGACACGGACCUGCGCCACUUCGCGCUGGGGGGACGGCACGUGGUCGCCGGGGGCUCCACGCUGCUGGGCGGGGGGCGCCUGGUGAUGUGGCACCUCGACGAAGCCGGGCCUCCGAGGAGGUCCACGAGCUCGACCUGCCCGCAUCCCGGGUGCAGCUCGGGGCCGGCGGCGCCGCGGCGCCGCGGCAGCGGGCCGUGUUCGUGUUGCUGGACAGCGGGCCCCUCCUGGCGCUGGACUUCGAGGAACUGCGGCCACUGUGGACCGUGGACCCCGCGCCGGGCUGCGUCCUGUCUUUCGAGGUGGACCGCGCGUCGGGCCGCCUUCUGUUUUCCGCCUCCGACGGCCGCCUGGAGUUGCGCGGGCCGCACCUGGGCUGCGGCGCCGCUGGCGCGGCAGGAGCCCCAGGGCGGACCACCCCGAGGAGUGGCCCGCUGCAGCCCCAGAGCUCUCGGGGCCCACUUGCGGCGCUCGCGAGCCCGUCGGCGGGGCGAACGGCGGCGUGCGUCGGCCCCUGGCUGCGAGACUACGCGGUCGAGUCAGCCGGCGAGUACCGCGGCAGAGUUCAGGCGCUACUGCGCAGCGGCGGCUGCCCUGCGGAGCUGCGCGCGGAGGUCUGGCGGGACCUGCUGCGGCCCAGGGCCCGGGACGCCCGGUCCUACGAGGAGCUGGCGGCGGCUGGCGUCCACCCGGCGUUCCGCGACCUCGGGCAGCGGUACCCUGGCCACAGACGGUCCACGCUGCGGCAGCUGGCGAGCCUGCUGUCAGCCCUGGCCCACUGGGAGCCAGCUUGGGCAGAGGCGCCGUUCCUGCCGGGACUGGCCUUCCCGUUCCUGCAGGUCUUCAGAGACGACCCCGUGA